AUGUUUGAGUGCACGAUCGAGGGCCUGCUCCUGAAGCGGCUCAUGGAGUGCUUGAAGGAGAUGGUCACCGACGUGAACCUCAUCUGCAAUGCGGGCGGGAUUUCUCUCGAUUCCAUGGACGGAAGCCAUGUCGCAGUUGUCGACGUGAGACUCGACGUCGACCUGUUCCACAAAUAUCGAUGUGAUCGCCCUGUCCAACUCGGCUUGUCGGUUCCGAACCUCCUCCUCGCCUUGCAGCCCGUCAAAUCUGCAGAGACUCUCGUCCACCUCUCUUCCCUGCAUGGCGACGACGAGGACGAUGAAGAAGACACCAUUCUCCACAUCAACAUCGAAGACCCCGAAAGCGGAGACACCUGGUCGAUGGAAGUGCGCCUCCUCGACGUUGAAUCCGAGCAACUGGAAGUCCCCGAGCACACAGAGCAUGAGGCGACGGCAGUCGUCAGAUCCAAGGAGCUUCAGGAUCUCGUCCGUUAUCUCAACUCUCUCUCUGAAUCAAUCGUCGUCAAGAUGGAUAAGACCCACAUGCAGCUCUCCGCUCGAGGCGACAGCGUCGCCGCUUCUCGCAAGAUGCAACCGGAAGUGAGAAAACGAAACUUCGUCUCUUUCCUCUCAUUGAGUUUUGAGGGUGGUGGGCAACGGCAUUCCUGCCAGCUUUUCUGCGAUGGCGAGUCAUCGAAAACACGCGCAUUCGCCUCCUGUGUCUCCGUGUCUUCGUGGAGUCUCCUCUGCCUCACCGUCUCCCCUCUUUUCUCUCGGGUUUUUCACUUUCUUCAUCCCCUUGUUUUCGGAGUGCGCCCCUUGUGA
Neospora caninum is the source of this 804-nucleotide messenger RNA. Its product is annotated as putative proliferating cell nuclear antigen. Bases 1 to 804 code for a protein of 267 amino acids. Gene Ontology annotation, cellular component: PCNA complex. NCBI's taxonomy places the organism in Eukaryota, Apicomplexa, Conoidasida, Eucoccidiorida, Sarcocystidae. The record is from RefSeq and is a predicted model, not a curated record. The transcript is spliced from 4 exons. Gene Ontology annotation, biological process: regulation of DNA replication; translesion synthesis; mismatch repair. Gene Ontology annotation, molecular function: DNA polymerase processivity factor activity; DNA binding.